Messenger RNA from Blastomyces gilchristii SLH14081, 3714 nucleotides. RefSeq names its product snoRNA binding protein. Gene Ontology annotation, biological process: rRNA processing. The transcript is spliced from 5 exons. The record is from RefSeq and is a predicted model, not a curated record. Gene Ontology annotation, cellular component: small-subunit processome; Pwp2p-containing subcomplex of 90S preribosome. Bases 88 to 3351 code for a protein of 1087 amino acids. Gene Ontology annotation, molecular function: protein binding. NCBI's taxonomy places the organism in Eukaryota, Fungi, Ascomycota, Eurotiomycetes, Onygenales, Ajellomycetaceae.
AAAAAAAAAAAAAACAACACAACAUGACGGUCUGAGAUAGUUAGCACACCAACCAGCUCAUAUUCACACACAUACAUACCAUACACCAUGCUGUCGUCAAUUGACAGCGACGCCUUUGGGUUCCCUGUCGCGAAGAGACAGAAGGUCGCCCCAGGCCAGCUCGUCUCGAAAGAUACUGCUGCUCCUCUCCCUCCGAGCUCGCGGAUAUUCUCACCCUUCAGAACUCUAGGACUUGUAUCCCCAACCACUGUGCCCUUCACCUCUGUCCCGCUGGGCAAAACCACAUUCCAAAUCACCACCUCUGUCGGCAGAUCCCUGCAGACCUACGACCUCCGCCGUGGCCUAAGCCUGGUCUUCCUCACACGCCCCCAAACCCCCACAGUUAUAACGGCAAUAUGUGCCUGGAAGGACAAGGUGUUGGCUGCCUGGGGUGGUGGUAUCUGGGUGUUCAAACGUGGGAAGAAAGUGGGAGAACUGCCCUUGCCCUCCUCACCAGCAACUACAGGAGGGACAACCGAACCGAUUGAGCAGCUGCUAGUGUUUGGCUCGUGGAUUGUUGGCUGCGGCAGCAAUACCAUUCGCGUGUGGAAGUCUACGACCUUCGAGCAUUACACGACCCUCACCCCUCCCAGUCAACGAUCAGCAUCGUCCAAGGGGGGUGCCACUCGCGUCCUGACGGGCCGGAUAUGCAACAUGCCCACAUACCUCAACAAGAUCUUCGCCGGCCGCCAGGAUGGCAGCAUUGAUAUCUGGAACCUUUCCACGGGGAAACUGGUCUACACCAUCCUCCCCACAACCCCAGACGCAGGCGCCGUGACGGCCAUGGAGCCUACACCCGCCCUCUCCCUUCUCGCAAUCGCCUACAGCAGCGGAGCCCUGACCAUCCACAACGUCAGAACGGACCAGGCCGUCCUACAACUCCGCUCUCCCGCUUCAGCUUCAACGACCGCGCCCAUCUCGCCAAUCACCUGCAUCUCCUUCCGCACCGACGAUCUAGGCGCCGGCCACGACGGCCGCAAAGCAGGCGUCAUGGCCACUGCCAGCGCCGACAGCGGCGACAUCACCAUGUGGGACCUGAACAACGGUGGCAGAGUCACCGGCGUCCUCCGCGACGCGCACGAAUCCUCCUCCUCCUCCUCCUCCUCCGAAGAACCCGGCAUCAGCAAAAUCGAGUUCCUAAACGGCCAACCCGUCCUAGUAUCCACAGGCACCGACAACGCGCUCCGCUCCUGGAUCUUCGACGAGACCCCUUUCUCACCGGUCCCUCGGCCCCUGCACUCACGCAGCGGCCACUCGGCGCCCAUCACCACCCUCCGCUUCCUCCCCGCCUCCUCCGACGACUCCGACGCCGUUGGCAAAUGGAUUCUCAGCGCCAGCAAGGAUCGGAGUCUAUGGGGCCUGAGUCUGCGGAAGGAUUCGCAGAGCACGGAGCUGUCGCAGGGCCAUGUGAAGCAAAAGAGUAAGAAGAAGGGUUAUCUAGGGGCGCGGACGGAGGACUUUAAAACGCCCGAGAUUACCUGUGUGGCGUGCUCGUUGAAUAGGGAUGGAGGCAUGGGGACUGCAGCGGGCGCUGCGGGUGCGAGCGGGCCGGCCUGGGCUAAUGUGAAGGGGGGCACUACGGAGUCAACUAAUUUGACUGGGUGGGAGAGUGUUGUUACGGGCCAUCGGGGUGAUAGGUUUGCGCGGACCUGGUUUUGGGGGAGGAAGAAGGCUGGGCGAUGGGCUUUUGCAACGCGUGAUGGUACGGAGGUUAAGAGCGUCGCUGUUUCGCCGUGUGGCACCUUUGCACUAGUCGGGUCCGCGGGUGGCUCAAUUGACAUGUACAAUCUGCAAUCCGGCAUGCAUCGACAGUCGUUCCCAGCGCGGGUAACUCCCGCCCAAGCGAGGAAGUUGAAGAUCAUGCAAUUGGAUGAAAUGGACGAUAUGGAGACUGGGGCCAGCGGCAAACGAGGCUUCCAAAUGGGCGAGGGAAAACACACCAGCGCCGUUACAGGGUUGAUGGUUGACGCACUGAAUACUACAGUUAUAAGCUGCGGGCUUGAUGGGAAAGUGAAGUUCUGGAAAUUCACUACGGGCCAACUCCUGCACGAACUAGAUUGGCAUCCCAUGUGCUCUAUCACCGGCCUCCGCCAGAACGCCUCCAGCGACCUGAUCGCCCUAAGCUGCGACGACCUCUCCAUCCGCGUCAUCGAUAUCGAGACGCGCAAACUUGUCCGCGAACUCUGGGGCGCCAUCGGCCAGAUCAACGACUUCUGCGUCUCCAACGACGGCCGCUGGAUCAUCGCCGCAUCCAUGGACUCCGUCAUUCGCGUCUGGGACCUGCCAACAGGCCAUCUGAUCGAUGCCUUCCGUCUGGCGAAUACGUGUACCGCGCUCGCGAUGUCGGUGACAGGCGAGUUCCUGGCGACGGCGCAUGCAGAUGGGGUUGGGGUGAGUAUUUGGAAUAAUCGAAGCUUGUUCACGCAUGUCCCGACGAAGCAUAUUGAGGAGGAUGCUAUUGUGGAGGUGAGCGCGCCGACGGCGUCGGGGGAGGGUGGGGCGGCGAUUUUGGAAGCUGCGUUUGAGGAGGAUGCGGGGGAUGGAGGUGAUGAGGGGCCGCUUGUGUUGCCGACGGAGCAGUUGAGUAGUGAUAUGAUGACGUUGAGUAUUACGCCAAAGAGCAGGUGGCAGACGCUCUUGCAUCUUGAUGUUAUUAAGGAACGAAACAAACCCAAGGAACCCCCAAAGGUCCCACAGAAAGCCCCCUUCUUCCUCCCUUCCACCCUCACCAAACCCGAUUCCGACUCUACCUCGCUCAUCCCAGCAGCAGGGGCAGAAGAAGACACCUCAGAAACCAAAAAGACCACCCCAGCCGAACGCUCCCGGAUCGCCAAACUCCAACGCGCCAACGACCCCAGCAUGCAAGCAUCCAAAUUCACCACCCUCCUCCAUUCCUGCUCCUCCGCCUCCAGCAAUAGUACGAAGCAAACCGGAAACCCCUAUGACCCUUUCAUCGCCUACCUCAAAUCCCUCCCCCCGGCCAAAGCCGAUCUAGAAAUCCGCUCUCUCGACCCAGGCCUGCUAAGUGGGAAUAGACACGGCGCUACCAACGAGCUGGUAGCGUUCGUGCAGGCGCUGACAGCGCAGUUGCGGACGAGGAGGGACUUUGAGCUUGUGAAUGCGUGGAUGGCUGUGUUUUUGCGGGUGCAUGGGGAUGUUGUUGAUGUUGGAGAAGAUGAGAAUGGGGAGGGGAAUGAUGAUGAUGAUGAUGAUGGUGGUGAUGGUGAGGGGGAGGCAGAGGGGACAAGGACAGCGUUGCGGGAGGCGCUGGGGGAGUGGAAGGUUGAGCAGGAGCGGGAGGGGAGGAGGUAGAGGAGGUGGAGGGGUAUUGUAGGGGGAUUGUGGGAUUUUUGCGCUCUGCGAGGUAAAACGAAGCUAUAAUACAAGGACAGGACAUGGAGAUGGGUAGGCAGGAGUGUAAACCGAAACCCUUUAUCUUUCUAGCGUAUAAUACCAAAAAAAAAAAAAAAAUAAAAAAAAAAAAAAAUAAAUAAAUAAUUCCCCGACAGUGGUCUAAAAAUAAAUCCCGCCAGCCCCCGUUCUAUGAUAGCGCAAGCAAAGGCAGAUGAGGCUGAGACCUGAUGUCCGCACUAUUCCUAAAGUAGCCUAGAUUAUGGCGGCAACUGCGCGCCAAGAGCCGCCACGUGCUCUUAGUGCCCGAACAGGAAAUGCCAG